CAACCACAUUUCCAUAAUUAAUUUUUCAUUAACAAAAAAAAAAAAAAAACCAUGGCGCAAUACUACACCUCAGCAACACUACUACCACUACUGUUCCUCCUCUUCCUCCUCUGCCCGACGGAGCCCGCCGCCGCCGCCUGCGAUGGCGACGACAAGUCGUCGUCGAAACGAGGAGGAGGAGGAGGGACGCUGGUCAAGUACAAAGUCGGCUCGAUGGCCUCCAUCCUCGCGGCGGGAGCCAUAGGGGUCAGCCUGCCGCUGUUCCUGAAGCGCUCCAAAACGACGUCGUCCGAGACCGCGGUGGCACCCGACGACGGCGGUCACGGCGGGGCGGAGGGAGGCGGGAGCGGCGGCGGAGGGAUGCUGAUCGUGAAGGCGUUCGCCGGCGGGGUGAUUCUGGCGACCGGGCUGGUCCACAUCAUCCCCGACGCGUUCGAGAAGCUGGGGUCGGACUGCCUGCCGGAGGUCCCCUGGGGGAAGUUUCCGUUCGCCGGGUUCGUGGCGAUGAUGUUUGCCAUCGCGACGCUGUCGAUGGAGUCGCUGGCGAUGGGGUUUUAUAAGAGGCAGCAGCUUCAUCGGAAGAAAGGCGACGAUGCUGGUGACGAGAAUAUUGAAGCGGCGGGUGGUGAUCGGAAAGGUGAUGAUGAUGAGAUGAUCCGGCGGCGGAUUGUGUCGCAGAUACUGGAGAUGGGAGUGGUGGUUCAUUCGACGAUUAUUGGGAUGUCGUUGGGGACUUGUAAGAGUGUUAAGACGGUGAAGCCGCUCAUGGCGGCGUUGACUUUCCAUCAACUGUUCGAAGGUGUCGGGCUGGGAGGCUCCAUUUCUCAAGCGAAGCUGAAGAUGAAAUCAAGGGUGUUAAUGGCGGUAUUCUUCUCAAUCACAGCACCAAUCGGAAUCGGGAUCGGGAUGGGGAUCUCAAAUCACUACAAGGAGAACAGCUCGGCUUCCCUGAUCGUCGAGGGAAUGUUCACCUCGGCGUCGGCCGGGAUUCUGAUUUACAUGGCUCUGGUGGAUUUGCUGGCGACGGAUUUCAUGGGCGGGAAGAUGUUGGAGUCGGAUUUCAGGGUGCAAGUGGGAGCAUAUGCUUCGCUUUUCCUUGGAGCUACGUCCAUGUCGCUCUUGGCACUUGUAGUUUGAUAUCUAAUUGGUGUAAAACCUUUUUUUUUUUUUGCCCAUUUUUUUCGAUCGUGUUCUAGGGUUUUGGUUUUGCUAGUUAAUUUUGUUCUUCUUCCAAGUUUGUGUUCCCUUUUCAACUGAAAAGAAAAAAAAUUCUUUUGGAAUGGGAAUUAGGUUAUUUCACUUAGGCACAUGAUUUGGAAGAAGCAUAUCGUUAUUUAGUCAAAGUGAGAAAAACAAUUUGGUGGAUAUCGGAGCGAUCAAUUCAUAGAUGACUUUCACACUGAUAAGUGUAAGGAAAUCGUUGAUGGGUACAAUGUUAAACUACAAAUUCUUGCGCUCUUAAUCUUUCGUGAAUUUCUCAUUUUAUAGUUGGAUUAUAAGAUAUUUGAUAUGGGCAGCAUUCUGUUGAUUAGUUUUUUUUUUUAGAAGUUCCAUUGAUUAGUUGUUUGUCCUUCAUGGUUGUGUUUGAGUUUCAUUGACCAUGAACCUACCUAAAUAUGUGUUAUAAGUUAUAACUAUGUUCUGCACUCACUCACUUCAACGAUGUAUUCAUUCAUAUCUCUCACGCAUUUAAUUAUCUCUUAAACCUUUCUUAUUUUCUCUCGGUUUUGCAAACAAUGCAAUAAAAAAGCUUCAAUUAACACUGGCAUUCUAAAAAAAAUUAGAUGGUAUCACGAACUUCAUAAAUGAUUGUUCGUGUAUAUGGUGCGCGUGAGUUUUCAUUGGACCACAUUUACAGGUUAGUUUUGGUAGAUCGUAUUCCAUCCUCGAUCGGAUAGUUUUGUUAUGACGAUAGUUACGCUUUUAAAAUCGUGGUUCAACGAUGGUACAUAACAAAACCUACUCACUCAAACCGUUGUCGUGAAGGGGAUUCGAGAAUGAAGAUGAUCUCAUGUACGCAAUCAAACAUUGAAACUCUUUUGACAUUAAUCUGAAAUUAAGGGCAAACCAGCAU
Molecule: messenger RNA, 2074 nt
Organism: Linum trigynum
Lineage: Eukaryota; Viridiplantae; Streptophyta; Magnoliopsida; Malpighiales; Linaceae
Source: the annotation of a GenBank genome assembly